This is a messenger RNA of Pangasianodon hypophthalmus (striped catfish), 2470 nucleotides long. RefSeq names its product eukaryotic translation initiation factor 4E family member 3 (gene eif4e3). NCBI's taxonomy places the organism in Eukaryota, Metazoa, Chordata, Actinopteri, Siluriformes, Pangasiidae. Gene Ontology annotation, biological process: translational initiation. The transcript has 7 exons. The record is from RefSeq and is a predicted model, not a curated record. Gene Ontology annotation, cellular component: eukaryotic translation initiation factor 4F complex. Gene Ontology annotation, molecular function: translation initiation factor activity; RNA 7-methylguanosine cap binding. Bases 185 to 859 code for a protein of 224 amino acids.
UCAGCUGCUCGCUUCACUCCAGCGCGGCUGUGGCUCGGGCUUGUUUUGGCGGUGACGCGGCGGAGCAGCCGGCCGAGCGGCAAAUGAGUCAGCAGCGCCCAGAGCGUCGCUUUUUUCUGAUGUGCCACUAAAACAAGCUCUAUUUGCGAAACUUUACGCGUUGGUUACCAGAUUAUCAGUGAAAAUGGCAGUACCUGCAGCCCAGAAUCUGCAGCUGAACGCGGGAAGACGAAGCAGCCCUGUGAGCUCUUCGGAAAAUAACAUUCACAUCGACGAGAGAGAAUUGGAAAACAUCACAAACAACGUCGAAGACGGGACUUCACUCCCAUUGCAUUCUCCAUGGACCUUCUGGCUCGAUAGGUCAUUACCGGGGACAACAGCAGCAGAGUGUGAGUCAAAUCUGAAAAAGAUCUACACAGUACACACUGUUCAGAGUUUCUGGAGUGUGUACAACAACAUCCCUCCUGUGUCAUGCCUCCCACUGAGGUGUAGCUACCACUUAAUGCGAGGAGAAAGAAGACCACUAUGGGAGGAAGAAAGUAAUGCAAAGGGAGGUGUGUGGAAGAUGAAGGUACCAAAGGAGAGCACAUUAGCUGUGUGGAAAGAGUUACUGCUCGCUACUAUUGGUGAACAGUUUACUGACUAUUGUGCAUCAGAGGAUGAAGUUGUUGGUGUAAGUGUCAGUGUGCGAGACAGAGAGGAUGUGGUUCAGGUUUGGAACGGAAAUGCAUCUUUCGCUAAUGAGGCAAACAUUUUAGGAAGAAUCUACGAGCUCCUUCCACAGAUAUCUUUUAAAGCAGUAUUUUAUAAACCGCACGAGGAGCACCACGCAUUUGAAGGUGGUCGUUCAAGACAUUAGCAGACUUUGCACAUUCAGUGUCUUUCCUUUCACUGUCUCAUUCUUCGACUGUCCUUAGAAAAUGGACUUAAAAAAAAAAAAAAAAAGAUCUCACACCUGAUCGGAAGUGUUUAACUGCUUUACCUUGCAGGAACUGAAAUACUUUAUGUUACAGAUCAGUUCUAAUUUUAGGUAUUUUAAGCUUAGGCUACAGAAAAUCCCUGUGGCUAAUAACUGAAAUGUGGUCUUGGCUAAUAACUGUCUCACAAGGUGAUAUUAGGCAAUAUCUAUAUUGUUCACACAGAAUAUGUUUUAUCACUAUAGAGCAAUGUUGCCAUGAACUUUUUGUGUUUUGUUCUGAUUUUUCUUUCUUUUUUUGUCAGUUAAAUGUUACCCAGUGACAUAAUUGCUGCUUUCCCCUGUGUUAGCCAUGUUAGAAACUUGACAUUUCCUCAGCCACAAAAUUCUGGCGCCUUUUAGGUUAGAGAAUAGUACGUGAGCUCUUGUAUGGUUUAUGCGAACAUGUUGCACAUUUUUGGAUUUUUUUUUUUUUUUUUUUUUUUUUGCUUCAGCCUGAGAUGUAAUCCAGUUACUUUACCUUUUUCUGUUUUCAUUCGUUUUUCCUUUUUAGGCACCUUUCUGUUAAUUGGAUUUCAUAUGAAAUUUAACAUUUUGUAUUUACGUCAUUCUUGUCCUUGUCAGUAGUCCUGUGUGGGAGUUUGGUGUGUAAUGCAGUUAGAAUAUUUCAGAGUUUCAAAUUACUAAUCUAGAAAGAACUAGGACAAUUUUGUAGUAAUUUAUACACAUGUUUAACAGCCCUCUCUUUAGCCAUACUGUAUGAAUGGUGACUUUCUGAAUUUUGUUUGAUGCUGUAUCAAGUUGGAAAAUGUCAGGACAGUCCAAUUAUGAAACUGAUAAAUACCUGUGUAAACAUUUAAGUGGAUUGAAUGGAUGUGUUUAGUUUUUCUGCACCAAAGAGAUUCCCCCGCCCUCUCUCCUCAGCUCAUGUUGUAAAUUCUGAACAUGUGAAAGCGCCACUCCUCAUGUCUGAUGCGAUCUGUUUAGAAGUGCACAUUAGAAGCAAUGGCUGCAGUCUUGCCAUAUGUGUAGUUAAGUCUAAUCAGUGUUUACUGGUCUUUUCAGACAUCCAUGCAGUUUUAGAUCACCUUUGAUUUUAGUGUGAGUUAUGUUUUUAACAUUAAUUGUCAAAUCCAAAAACUACAAGAAGACCUGGGACUAAAUUCUGACCCUGGUCACUAAUGUGAAAAUGCACUGGAAGCACAAUUGUGGGUUUGUCCUUCUAAUGGGCACGUAUGUGGAAGCGGAUAUGCGCAUGCAGCUGACUUUUCAUAUGUACUAUAAAUCUUUUUAUGAAACACAAGUACAGAAAUGGAUCUGUUUAUUUUUCUGAGCAUUCUUGUCAGUAAAUUCAGGGCCCACAGUCAGGAUGCGAGACCUCAAACGGAUUGUUAAUCUUCUGGAACGGUGCCUUGUGUUCUCCCAGGGUUUCACUCAUAGAAUAUUCUGGUUUAUCUUUAUGUAUUUAAUCAGUUAUGAUGUAAAUUGAUUUUUUUUUUUUUUUUUUUUUGCUUAUAGGUUUUGAAAUAUUGAAUAAAGACGCAUUUUUGAGGA